AUGAUCCAUGCAAAGAAGCUUGCUCAGUUGGCUAGGAAGUUGCAGCAGAAGAUGGUGUCAGCCUCAGCCGGCAGUGGCCGGCACACGGCAGGAACCAGCCACGAUUGCUGCAGCACUGCAUCUCUUGCCGGUAAGGGCCACUGCGCUGUGUACACUGCCGACGGGGCGCGGUUUGAGGUGCCAUUGCCGUACCUUGGCACGGCAGUCUUUGGCGAGCUCCUGACGAUGUCUCAUGAGGAGUUUGGCUUUGCAAGCGAAGAUGGGAGGAUCACGUUGACAUGCGACACAUCUGUUAUGGAGUACGUCAUGUGCUUACUUAGGAGAGAUGCCUCUAAAGAGGUUGAGAGGGCGUUCUUGUGCUCCAUGGCGAUGCCAUGCCACAAUGUCGGAGUGCUCAACCAUCAACUAGCUGUUUGUACAUAG
Oryza sativa Japonica Group (Japanese rice) is the source of this 423-nucleotide messenger RNA. Its product is annotated as auxin-responsive protein SAUR36. Lineage: Eukaryota; Viridiplantae; Streptophyta; Magnoliopsida; Poales; Poaceae. Gene Ontology annotation, biological process: response to auxin. The record is from RefSeq and is a predicted model, not a curated record.